Molecule: messenger RNA, 978 nt
Organism: Kazachstania africana CBS 2517
Lineage: Eukaryota; Fungi; Ascomycota; Saccharomycetes; Saccharomycetales; Saccharomycetaceae
Gene: MRX20
Product: Mrx20p
Exons: 2
Coding region: 1-978 (325 amino acids)
Biological process (GO): mitochondrial citrate transmembrane transport
Source: RefSeq, a predicted model, not a curated record
AUGAGUAAUAAAGAUCCCGAUUACUACAUAUUAAGUCAAUUUGUCGCAGGUAGUGCUGCGAGUAUAUUUCAUACAACUAUAUCUCAUCCCUUUGAGUUUAUCAAGACAACCAGACAGCUUCAUAAUUCUAUUUUGCAUGGAUCAUUAGACCGUGUUUAUCCCGUAAGGGCAUAUUUCACGGGCUGUUCGAUCUUAAACGUUGGAGUUCUCUGUAAGACGUUUGUUAGAUUCUAUACUUUCGAUAAAGUAUGCCAGCUGUUAAAGGACCCCAAUCUACCCAGAGACAGGCCAAUCACUGGCUCAAGGAUGUUAGCUGCUGCUAUACUUACUGGGACAAUGGAAAGUUUAUGCAUAGUGCCGUUCGAAAAUGUGAAGACAACAAUGAUUGAGAAUGCAAUGGAAUUGGCCCAUCGCAAAGAUGAAAAAAUAUCAACUGCAAAUGCUUCAAAACAUAAAAGUACUUUCCACAAACCAUCGACUCCAUCCCAAAAGUUAAACCCUUAUGAAACAAUACCGCAAACGAGAAUGUCAAAUACUAUCAAAGAAAUAUAUUCUACUAGGGGUGUAAAAGGUUUUUGUCAAGGUGCUAUGCCGACGAUGUUCAGACAGGUAGGAAAUUCUGCUGUAAGGUUUACUGCUUUCACACUACUCACUCAGGCAGCAUCUGCUAGGUCAAAUGAGCCAAAAAAUGAAUAUCUUUCCAUCGGAAUUGGUAUUAUAUCAUCUGUCGCAGUUGUGGCAGUUACUCAACCGUUAGAUGUUGUCAAGACAAGAAUGCAAUCAAAGAGGAGACAACAACUAUACAAAAAUUCUUUGAAUUGUUGUUACAGAAUAUUUGUUCAGGAAGGUGUCGCAUCGUUAUGGAAAGGUAGUAUUGCAAGAUUUUUCAAAGUUGGGCUAUCAGGUGGCAUAUCAUUUGGAGUUUACCAAUACUUUGAAAGCUUAGUCAACACAUUGCGACUGGAGUACAAUAGUUGA